UUGUUUACCAAAAUUCUUAUGAUGGCUACGGUAUUGUGGUAUUCGUGAAUUUCAAUUAUUGUUUACCCGGCAAAAGCUAAGAACUACGAUUCUGGAGCAUACGGCGGAGAACACACCUUCAUUCCUUAUGAAGGGUACGGAAAAAUAUAAUAACGAUUUGUGUUACAAGCCUGUUACACAAACCUUUCAGAAAUGUCACAAAAACUCACUUUUUAUUUAAUGGUUUAUUAGCUUCUACAAAAUUUAUGGGGAUAGUUAAUUUGAAAAUUUCUUAAUACAUUUUAAACCUCACUAUGAAUUACCUUAAAAUUAAUUUAUGACUAUUUACGUAAUGUUCACUAAAUUAUAUUGUGAAAGUAAUUUUUAAUUUUAUUACUUACUGACUUCCAUCCAGCGCUUAAUAGAAAAUGGAAAAGCAGUUUGUGUGUACAAUUUGUAACAAAGCAUUCACUCGUUUACAUUCGCUUAAGACACACUGCCUUGCACAUUCAGGAGAUCAACCAUACGAAUGUGACAUUUGCAAUCAAAAAUUUACAUUAUUAUCAAAACUUAAGAAACAUAGUAUCGUACAUUCUGACGAAAGGCCGUAUGUAUGUGAAAUAUGCAACAAAGGAUUUUCAAGAGCUGAUUCUCUUAAAGAUCAUUUAGUGACUCAUACAGGGGAGAAAACACAUGCUUGUAAUUAUUGCCACAAGAAGUUUGUUAAUUCAUCUCAUCUGAAACGACAUAUGAACACUCAUGAAGGAAUAAAACCAUAUGUAUGUAAUGUGUGUGAGGCUCGUUUUACUCAAUCGGCCCAUUUAAAAAUACAUCAAGUAGUACACGAAGAGGAUUCUAAAAAGAACAUUCACGUAUGUGAUGUUUGUGGUAAAUGUUUUGGAAGAAAAGGUACUCUUAAAAGACAUAAGGAAAUCCAUACAAAUAAUAAAUUUCAUGAAUGUGAGUUCUGUGGAAAAUCUUAUUCUCGUUCCAGUACUCUGAAAGCUCAUUAUUUAACUCAUACAAAAGAGGUGCCUUUUGCUUGUGACUUAUGUCCUAAAAGAUAUGCAUCCCAAACAAGUUUACGAUUUCAUUAUCGAAAGCAUUCCGAAGAGUUGCCUUAUGUUUGUAGUAUUUGUGGUAAAGGUUUUACAAUAAAGAGUGUCAUGAAGAGACAUGAGCUUAUACAUAACAAUGAGAAAGUUCCAUGUACUGUAUGCAAUAAAAUCUUUUCUGGUCCUUCGUCUUUGAAAAUACACAUUUAUCGUAAGCAUUCAGUAAAAAGUGAACCUGAUUAAUCUUUGAAUGCAAUAACUUCUUUGUACAAUUAAAAAAGAGUUUAUUUUGUAAUACUAUAAGCCUUAUAACAAGUCUUUAAUUAUAUUUCAAUUAGUGUUUUUUAUAACCUUUUCAC
Messenger RNA from Argiope bruennichi, 1393 nucleotides. Its product is annotated as zinc finger protein 239-like. The coding region runs from base 408 to 1277 and encodes 289 amino acids. The record is from RefSeq and is a predicted model, not a curated record. Gene Ontology annotation, molecular function: RNA polymerase II cis-regulatory region sequence-specific DNA binding; DNA-binding transcription activator activity, RNA polymerase II-specific. NCBI's taxonomy places the organism in Eukaryota, Metazoa, Arthropoda, Arachnida, Araneae, Araneidae. Gene Ontology annotation, biological process: regulation of transcription by RNA polymerase II. Gene Ontology annotation, cellular component: nucleus. The transcript has a single exon.